Molecule: messenger RNA, 2336 nt
Organism: Xylona heveae TC161
Lineage: Eukaryota; Fungi; Ascomycota; Xylonomycetes; Xylonales; Xylonaceae
Product: putative C6 transcription factor
Exons: 3
Coding region: 179-2002 (607 amino acids)
Biological process (GO): DNA-templated transcription
Molecular function (GO): DNA binding; zinc ion binding
Source: RefSeq, a predicted model, not a curated record
CAGAGGCUCUGACUCUCUCGGUGGUGCGCAUCCAGGAGAACCUGGCUCGGGCGCGGAUCGGCCUUCAAUAGAGAAGACGAAUAUCAAGCCUGAAACAGUAUACGAGGCCAAGUUACGCUUUCCUUAUGAGCACGUAUCUCUAGGUGACUAAUCCUCUCCUAGGAAUUUCUGGCACCUUAUGGAUCAAAUGUCCCUCUAUUCCGACGAAGACGAUGAUGACGACGUCGAUGACAGCAACGUCAACAACAACAACAACCACCACCACAAGGGCGGCGUCAACGGCAACGGCAACGGCAACGAUGAUGAAAACGACAGCAGUCUCCCACGCGAUGAUGUUUGCGAAUCUGUGAUCAAGAAGGCGUUGAAUCAGGCAUACGACAGCAACGACCACAUUCUGUUUGGUCCACGCAAGAUAAAUGUUAAUCUCUCCUUCUUGCACCCGGAACAGGUCCAAAUCUUCAGGCUUUGGCAGAUUUAUUUGGAAAAUAUCAAUCCGCUGCUCAAAGUUACGCACACCCCUACCCUGCAAGCCCGCAUUAUCGACGCCGCCAGCGAUGUGGCAAACAUAAGUCCUACAUUCGAAGCGCUUAUGUUUAGUAUAUAUUGCGUCUCUGUUCUAAGUCUCUUCGAAAACGAAUGCCGUACUUUGUUUGGAUCGCCAAGGGAAGACCUUCUAGCGAGCUAUCGGUUUGGAUGUCAGCAAGCUCUACUCAACUGUGAAGCUUUGCGGUCCGAUGACCACGAAUGUCUGACGGCAUUGUAUCUCUACCUAAUCUCGGUCAGGCUCGAUGCGGACCCACGGUCUCUUUCUUCAAUGCUUGGCGUUGCCAUUCGCAUUGCACAACGCAUGGGUAUUCAUAACGAGUCAAACUAUGCUAGAUGCAGUGCUCUCGAGGCUGAGAUGCGCCGCAGACUUUGGUGGUCUCUAGUCAAUUUUGACAAUCGCAUUUGCGAGAUAUCUGAUCACAAGUCCUCGAUGUUGGCUCCUACCUGGGACUGCAGGACUCCUCUCAAUGUGAAUGAAUUUGACAUCCGGCCAGAGAUGAGGACCCUUCCAGCUGUUCACGAGCAACCCACGGAUGCUCUUUUUGCCGUCGUGUGCAGCGAAUUGGGUGAUUGUAUCCGCCACCGCGCCUUCCAUCUCGACUUUACCAAUCCAUCUUUGAAAGGAGUUGCUAAGGAUACUCGACACGGCGCUGGUAUAGAAGGAGGCGAGCUCAUCGCCCUCGAGAAAGCCAUGGAGGACAAAUACCUUAGAUUUUGCAAUUCGGAGAAUCCGCUUCAUUAUAUGACAAUCUGGUUCACGCGCGGUUAUCUUGCGAAAAGCCGUCUCCUGGAACACUACUCCAGAUACCCGUUAGCGCAGCAGACGGGCAUGACCGACAGGCAGCGCGACGCUGCCACCUCCUACGCCCUAUGCAUGCUCGAGUGUGAUACCAAGCUUAUGACUUCCCCUCUUACGAAAGGAUACCUUUGGCUUGUUCAGUUUCACUUUCCAUUUCCUGCAUACCUCCACAUUGCUCAAGACCUAAAAAAGAGGCCUCUUGAGGAGUAUGUUGAGAAGACUUGGAAGGUCAUGAGCGACAACUACGAGGCUCGCUUCUUGAGCAUCAAACAAAUGAACCCUUUUUUAAAAUUUCUUUCCAAAAUUAUCCUUCAGGCGUGGGAGGCGUGUGAAGCAGCAUUUCAAAGAUUAGGAAAACCACUGGAGCUUCCACGGAUUGUGCCAGACAUCAGAUCCAAAAUGAUGCAAAUGACCUCGAAUGCACAAAACAACAAAAUAGACCGGCCUAGCGGUGCCCUGGACAUGAGCAUUGACGAUUUUUCAAUGCCCAUACCAAUGGAAUUUCGUGGCUUUGGCACGCCAUACGGCAUGGAAGGGCAGGAUUUCGCGGGUUUGGCGCCUGAGAUUUACCCGGACAUACAUAGACACACCUCAAUGGACGUCGACAUGAAUCAUUUAGAUGGGACCACGACUGACUGGUAUUUGAUGCAUGCCUGAGGCUGGUGAGGCUGCUAUGUCAACUGAGCCACAGCUGCCUCACUAGCCGUGCUAGACAUUACUCUAGACUGGCUGUUCUUGGCAGUAAUUCAGGCUCUGGGCAGCAACGAAUCAUCCACAUUUGGCUAUCGCAACUCUCUCGAACAUAAUCAGAUCAUGGUCCGAAUUGCUCAAGCCUCAAUAUUGACAAUGGGCCUCUUGAGCUUCAGGAAGCUCUAUCCGCUUUGCUGAAUUAAGUGGCUGCGUUCAACAUGGGUCAGUUCAAACCGGCUGAAGAUCUCCCAGGCUCGUUAAAGGAAGUUUCUACUUUUAGGAUUCCAGCUGGAUAUGAGCU